AACACGAACAAUCGAUAACAGCCAUGUCUUUGUUAACCCAUCUCUAAUUGUAGUGUAAUUUCUGAUCAGCCUACGAAAAAGCCUUUGUUAAAUAAUGAUGCAACACACAAAGCGCAUGCUGACGCCCCUGAUGAGCGGCCUGCGAAGUAUGCCGGCACGCGGUGCAACAACUACGACGGCAGCGGCGCCCGCCAAAAUUGAAAAAACCGUCAACACGGUUACCAUUUUGGGUAGAGUUGGAGCCGAUCCCCAGCUGCGCGGAUCCCAGGAGCACCCGGUGGUCACCUUCUCCGUCGCCACACACACCAACUACAAAUACGAGAACGGCGACUGGGCCCAGCGCACCGACUGGCAUCGUGUGGUGGUCUUCAAGCCCAACCUGCGCGACACCGUGCUGGAAUACCUGAAGAAGGGGCAGCGCACCAUGGUGCAGGGCAAGAUCACCUACGGCGAGAUCACCGACCAGCAGGGCAACCAGAAGACCAGCACCAGCAUCAUUGCCGACGAUGUGCUCUUCUUCCGCGAUGCCAACAACUAGGAAUAAGCCCAACAGACCAAACCUAAUCUUAAGCACAAAGUUAAGCUUGCAGCAUUGUAAGCAUUUAUACUACUCGUAUGGAAAUAUCGUGUUAUCAGUUUGAGGAUUACAUGCGUAGUUGUACUUCACA
Messenger RNA from Drosophila biarmipes, 668 nucleotides. RefSeq names its product single-stranded DNA-binding protein, mitochondrial (gene mtSSB). The coding region runs from base 95 to 538 and encodes 147 amino acids. Lineage: Eukaryota; Metazoa; Arthropoda; Insecta; Diptera; Drosophilidae. Gene Ontology annotation, molecular function: single-stranded DNA binding. The transcript has 4 exons. Gene Ontology annotation, cellular component: mitochondrial nucleoid. The record is from RefSeq and is a predicted model, not a curated record. Gene Ontology annotation, biological process: positive regulation of helicase activity; mitochondrial DNA replication.